AUGAAGUUGUCGAUUCUCGCCGGCAUUGCCGCUGCCCUCGUCGGCGUCACCGAUGCCAAAACGUUCUCGGCCAAGUUGAACAAGUUGCCCGCCGAAGAAGUGUUGGCGCCCCAACAGUUCUCGGAAUACACCGAAGGAUUGGCGCAAAAGUACUUGAACUUGUACAAUUUCGGCGACGUUAUCCCCAAGCGGGACCAGGUGCCGUUUGCUGCCGAAGUCCCCGGGGUGGUGGCCCCGGCUAAGGACGGUAUCCACGACGCUCCUCUCACCAACUACUUGAACGCGCAAUACUUCACCGAAAUCACCCUUGGCACGCCGCCCCAGUCGUUCAAGGUGAUCUUGGACACCGGGUCGUCGAACUUGUGGGUGCCCUCGAAGGACUGCUCGCUGUUGGCGUGCUUCUUGCACUCGAAGUACGACCACGACGAGUCGUCGUCGUACAAGGCCAACGGCACCGAGUUCAAGAUCCAGUACGGCUCGGGGGCCAUGGAAGGGUACGUGUCGCAAGACACGUUGGCCAUUGGCGACUUGGUCAUCCCUAAGCAGGACUUUGCCGAGGCUACUUCCGAACCGGGGUUGGCGUUCGCCUUCGGUAAGUUUGACGGUAUCUUGGGGUUGGCCUACGACACCAUCUCCGUCAACCAGAUUGUGCCCCCCGUGUACAACGCCAUCAACAACGGGUUGCUUGACAAGCCCCAAUUUGGCUUCUACUUGGGCGACACCAAGAAGGACGAACAGGACGGCGGGUUGGCCACUUUCGGCGGCUACGACGAGCUGUUGACCAAGGGCAAGGUCACCUGGUUGCCCGUGCGGAGAAAGGCGUACUGGGAAGUGUCGUUUGAAGGGCUUGGCCUUGGCGACGAGUACGCUGAGUUGUACGACACCGGCGCCGCCAUUGACACCGGUACCUCGUUGAUCACGUUGCCCCUGUCGCUUGCCGAGAUUGUCAACGCCAAGAUCGGCGCCGAGAAGAACUGGAGUGGCCAGUACACCGUCGACUGCAACUCGCGUGACUCGUUGCCCGACUUCACCUUCAACUUUGCCGGCUACAACUUCACCUUGACUCCCUACGACUACACCUUGGAGGUGUCGGGGUCGUGCAUCUCGGUGUUCACCCCGAUGGACUUCCCCAAGCCCAUUGGCGACUUGGCGAUCGUCGGUGACGCCUUCUUGAGAAGAUACUACUCGAUCUACGACUUGAAGAAGGACGCCGUCGGGUUGGCCGAAUCGAAGUAA
Diutina rugosa is the source of this 1236-nucleotide messenger RNA. It is a transcript of the gene APR1, whose product is annotated as proteinase A. Lineage: Eukaryota; Fungi; Ascomycota; Pichiomycetes; Serinales; Debaryomycetaceae. Gene Ontology annotation, molecular function: aspartic-type endopeptidase activity. The transcript has a single exon. The coding region runs from base 1 to 1236 and encodes 411 amino acids. The record is from RefSeq and is a predicted model, not a curated record. Gene Ontology annotation, cellular component: fungal-type vacuole.